Molecule: messenger RNA, 1582 nt
Organism: Euleptes europaea (tarantolino)
Lineage: Eukaryota; Metazoa; Chordata; Lepidosauria; Squamata; Sphaerodactylidae
Gene: WIPF1
Product: WAS/WASL interacting protein family member 1
Exons: 7
Coding region: 40-1569 (509 amino acids)
Molecular function (GO): actin binding
Source: RefSeq, a predicted model, not a curated record
AGGCUUCACUGCUGUAGAAGAGAAUUUGAGACUUAGACCAUGCCUGUUCCUCCUCCGCCUGCUCCUCCGCCUCCCCCGACGCUGGCUGUGGCCAAUACAGAGAAGCCUGCUUUAAACAGGUCAGAGCAAGCAGGGAGAAAUGCUCUUCUGUCAGAUAUUAACAAAGGAAAAAAGCUCAAAAAGGCUGUUACCAAUGAUAGAAGUGCCCCAGUUAUUGAGAAGCCUAAAGGAGGAGGAGGAGGAGGUGGUGGUGGAAGCAGCAGUGGCUUUAGUAGCAGUGGUGGCGGCAGCAGCUGCGGCAGCGGCAGUAGCUAUGGUGGAGGGGGACCACCUGGCUUAGGAGGCCUGUUCCAGUCAGGGAUGCCAAAGCUGAGGCCUACGUCAAACAGGGAUAAUGACUCUCCAGGAGGCAGAGCUCCAGUUUUCCCACCGGGAGGAAGAGCAACAUCAGCAAAGCCCUUUUCACCCUCGGGUGGCGUAGGGAGAUUUCCAGGGCCUUCUUUUGGGCAAAGAACUGCAACGCCGGAACCGCAGAGAAACCGGAUGCCGCCCCCAAGACCUGAUGCCGGUUCCAAGCCCGACACGGGCGCCCCUCCUGUGCCAAAUACACCGAGACCGGUCCCAUCGAGUCUUUCAAAUCUGUACAACAGAGGACCGCCCCCUGUGCCAGCGACAGCCAGGCAAGCCAGCUUAGGGCUUACGCCGCCGCCUUUCCCAGGAAACAGAAACGUAGGGUUCGGUGGAAGCAUUCGCCAGUCGCCACCAGGUAGUUCUCCCUUUUCAAACCGGCCUCCUCUUCCUCCAGCACCGAGCAGGGCAGCAGAAGACAAGCCACCUCCACCGCCUCCUCCGGCGACCAACAGGCCACCUCUCAACAGAGAACCUUCCCUGCCACCUCCGCCACCUCAGAACAGCAAGCCUCCGGUACCUUCCACCCCUCGGCCAUCUUUCGCCUCGCAGCCUCCUCCUCCCCCACCUCCCAGUAGGCCAGGUCCACCUCUGGUUCCGCCGACAGCCGCUGGAAAUGACGAAAUGCCACGACUUCCUCAGAGGAAUCUGUCACUGUCAUCUCCUUCGCCACCAAGCUUGCCUGGUCCUAGUCGUUCUGGACCUCUUCCGCCCCCACCAAAUGAGAGACCGCCACCUCCUGUAAGAGACCCGCCCAGUAGAUCAGGACCCCUCCUUCCUCCCCCACCGCCAAUCAACAGAAAUGGUAGCACUUCACGGGCAUUGCCAGCUACUCCGCAGUUACCUUCCCGAGGGGCGUUUGAUAAACUCCGAAGUGGGCCGGUGCCGCCACCCCCUCCCGACAGGCCUGGGUGCGGAGGUCCCCCUCCCCCUCCGCCUCCCCCUCCAUUGUCCGCUCUCCGAAACGGGUUCCAAGACUCUUCCUGUGACGAUGAGUGGGAGAGCCGGUUUUCCUUCCAUCCUCUGUCUGACCUGCCACCUCCAGAACCAUAUGUGCCCAUGAACAAGAACUACCCCAGUAAACUGGCAAGGAAUGACAACAGAAGUGGAUCCAGCCGCCGAGAAAGAGGUGCCCCUCCUCUUCCACCUAUUCCAAGGUGAAGCAGGACCUCCA